GGGCUGGGUGGAGGUGGAGAGGAAGAGCUGCCGGAAGUAGGUGGUGGAGGUUGUGGCCGGGCUGGCAGCGGCUGCCGGGGAAACCGGGGCGCGGGACUCACGGCUCACAGACAGGGCAGGCCGGGGGCCAUCUCGGUGUCUGGCACCCAGCAGGCCGGAGGCUCCCUUUGCCCGGGCCAAGGGUCUUUGGUUCAGCAGCCGCCGCUGGACCCGGGCCUUUCCUUGAGCCCGCCAGGGGGCGCCGCGCCGAGGGCCUGCGGAGUGAGGGGCGGACGCCGCUGAGCCCAGCAGGGGCGCGGGACUAGGCGGAAGGAGCGAGUUGCCUACCGCUCGGGAGCUGCUCUGGGCGGGGGCCUGGGAGUCCUCACCCCUGGGCUGGGGCAGGGGUCUCUGGGGGCGAGGGGGGCUCGUCAUCCUCUGCCCCCGUCGGCAUACUGGCUAUGACGGGCAAGUCGGUGAAGGACGUGGACCGGUACCAGGCGGUCCUGGCCAACCUGCUGCUGGAGGAGGAUAACAAGUUCUGCGCGGACUGCCAGUCUAAAGGGCCACGAUGGGCCUCCUGGAAUAUUGGUGUGUUUAUCUGCAUUCGAUGUGCUGGAAUCCACAGGAAUCUGGGGGUGCACAUAUCCAGGGUAAAAUCAGUUAACCUCGACCAAUGGACUCAAGAACAGAUUCAGUGCAUGCAAGAGAUGGGAAAUGGAAAGGCAAACCGACUCUAUGAAGCCUAUCUUCCUGAGACUUUUCGGCGACCUCAAAUAGACCCAGCUGUUGAGGGAUUUAUUCGAGAUAAAUAUGAGAAGAAGAAAUACAUGGACCGAAGUCUGGACAUCAAUGCCUUUAGGAAAGAAAAAGAUGACAAGUGGAAAAGAGGGAGUGAGCCAGCUCCAGAGAAAAAAAUGGAACCUGUUGUUUUUGAGAAAGUGAAAAUGCCACAGAAAAAAGAAGAUUCACAGCUACCUCGGAAAAGUUCCCCGAAAUCUACAGCACCGGUUAUGGAUUUGUUGGGCCUUGAUGCUCCAGUGGCCUGCUCUAUCCCAAAUUGUAAGACCAGCAAUACCCUAGAGAAGGAUUUAGAUCUUUUGGCCUCUGUUCCAUCCCCAUCUUCUUCAGUUUCCAGGAAGGUUGUCGGUUCCAUGCCAACUGCGGGGAGCGCCGGCUCUGUUCCUGAAAACCUGAACCUGUUUCCGGAGCCAGGGAGCAAAUCAGAGGAAGUGGGCAAGAAACAACUCUCUAAAGACUCCAUCCUUUCGCUGUAUGGAUCGCAGACCCCACAGAUGCCUCCCCAAGCAAUGUUCAUGGCUCCUGCUCAGAUGGCAUAUCCCACAGCCUACCCCAGCUUCCCUGGGGUAACACCUCCUAACAAUAUCAUGGGGAGCAUGAUGCCCCCACCAGUAGGCAUGGUAGCCCAGCCGGGAGCCUCUGGAAUGGUUGCCCCCAUGGCCAUGCCUGCAGGCUAUAUGGGUGGCAUGCAGGCAUCAAUGAUGGGUGUGCCAAAUGGGAUGAUGGCCACCCAGCAGCCUGGCUAUAUGGCAGGCAUGGCAGCUAUGCCCCAGACUAUGUAUGGGGUUCAGCCAGCUCAGCAGCUGCAGUGGAACCUUACUCAGAUGACCCAGCAGAUGGCUGGGAUGAACUUCUAUGGAGCCAACGGCAUGAUGAAUUAUGGACAGUCAAUGGGUGGUGGAAAUGGACAGGCAACAAGUCAGACUCUCAGUCCUCAGAUGUGGAAAUAAAAACAAGACACCUGUUUGGCUGCCAGUCUCUUCCUCCCUCACUCUCCCCCUCUCUCCUUUCCCCUGCCCCCUCUCCUACUCCCAUUCCCUUUUCCUACCUCUCUGUUUGGUUUAGAAAUUGCUCAAUAAGUCAUUUGGGGUUUGGCAUCUUGCCCAACCCAGCCACUUCCCAAACACGCAGACCUCUCUGUUGCUUUAUGUUGUUCAUGUCAAAAGCCAUCCCAACACCUUCCCAGCCACAGCCCUUAUUCUAUCCUGCACCAGCACCUUAGAAAUUGUUGGGAGAAGGCACUUAAACUUCAGGGGAAAAUGUGCACAUCUUUCAAUACCUUCCCUCACGGUUGAACCCCUGUCAGGCCCUCACGAAGGUAUGGAGGUGCUCAGUAUGAGGCAGAGAAGGAGGAGAGCAGAGGUCGUCCUUCUCUACAUGUUAGUGAGCUUGUUUCCAAGUGUUUAAACUUUUGACUGAAGAGGAAGGCAUCCUGUUCCCAUGCUUUACAGGAGCAAAGAAACAACUGCAAUCACAUUAAACACUUCUCCAGUCCGGGAUCAGGUUGACCCUAGCCUUGGGGUGAAGCGAACCCCAGAUGAGCAAAAUUACUACUCUGCUUUGCUCUGAGUUGCUUUCCGGGUCUAGGGCUUCAGCACUCGCUGCUUCAGUCACCUUUAUUAGCACCAAAGACUCUGAAGGUCCCCACACACACACACACAAUAUACACACCCCUCACCUGCCUCCUGCCCACCUUCAGCAGGAUCCAGCCCCUUGGUGGGAACACAGAGCUGCGAGUGUGCACUGCUUGUGUGCGUGUACAUGUGGAUCCGGCAUUCCACCCCCUCCCCAUUUGCUUUGGUGGUUUUUGUUUUUGUUUUAGGUUUACAACAGAGAGGAGUUAAUUUAUCAAAAGCUAAAAAACUGUUGCCAGUUUUUCUUACAGUUUAAAAAAAUUGCUAUCUCGUUGAUUGCUCCCUGUCUCCUUUCCCUUCCCCCUCUGCCAGUCACCCUUUCAUGCCCCCUGACCCGAAUGCUCUGUUGCCCACCUUUUCCAGGUGAAGAGGCAGAGAGCCUGGGCAGCAGUCCUCUCAGCCCUUGUUCAUUCCAUCUGAAAAUUCAAAUAAGAAAACUUUGCUUAAAAGAUUUCAUGUGUGGGAACCAUAAUGCCUGGUUGCCUUUCUCCUGUGUAUGUGUAAAUUCCUCAAUAAAUAUUGCAGGGAAGGACCAUU
This is a messenger RNA of Heterocephalus glaber (naked mole-rat), 2951 nucleotides long. RefSeq names its product small ArfGAP2 (gene Smap2). The record is from RefSeq and is a predicted model, not a curated record. Gene Ontology annotation, cellular component: cytoplasm. Lineage: Eukaryota; Metazoa; Chordata; Mammalia; Rodentia; Bathyergidae. Gene Ontology annotation, molecular function: GTPase activator activity.